AGAAAGAAAGAAAUUUCUAAAACAUUCUCUAUCUUUUUCUAAGGUGCUUUCAACUUUUCUUUUCUUGACUUCCAAGAAAAAUAAUCCGAAAAGAAAAUCCAAGCGAGAGCUUAAAGGCAAGGGGCCACCUAGAAUCAUCCAAUCUAAACCGUCCGUGAAUGAACGCGCUUUCCAGUAGGGUGUGAGGAUAAAAAAUGUUCUGUCCCUAAAACCAGAGCAAUCCCAAACCCAAUAAGAAUCCGAGCAGGAAAAAAGAUCAAAAAACUUGGCAAAGGCGUUAAGGCCAGAAAAGAAAGUGGCUCCCAAACAGCCUACGUUUUGUUUUCACCUUUACCCUCUCUCUCUCUUUGGCUUUUGCUGUUUCGCUUUGCUAGGGUUUAAUCAGGGUUUUCUUCUCUUCCCUUCCUCUCUUUCUGCUUCACUGCUCCAAUGGAUAGAUACCAGAAAGUAGAGAAGCCAAAGCCAGAAUCACCCAUUAACGAGAAUGAGAUCCGAAUCACUUCUCAAGGCGCUAUAGGAAACUAUAUCAACUAUGCUAUUGCUCUUCUUCAGGACAAACGUGUGAAGGAGAUUGUCUUGAAAGCAAUGGGACAGGCAAUCAGUAAGACAGUAGCCAUCGCAGAGAUUAUAAAGAAAAGGAUUCCCCGUUUGCAUCAAGAUACUGCCAUUAGCUCAGUGAUCAUAACUGAUGUGUGGGAACCUCUUGAAGAAGGGCUUGUUCCUGUGGAGAUGACUCGCCAUGUCUCAAUGAUAUCUAUCACCUUGUCAACCACAGAGCUAAAUAAAAACUCUGCUGGGUAUCAAGCUCCACAUUAUGUUGAACAACCCAAGCCACAGUAUAAUUAUCAGCAGCAGCAACCACCCAAACAUGCCCGCAUCCCCUAUAAUGAUAUUAAUGAAGAUUCAUAUGGCCGAGGAAGGAUUCGUGGUAGAGGGAGAGGGCGGAGUUGGGGCAGGGGUGGAUAUGGAAAUUAUCAAGAUAAUGGUGGGUACUUGAAUUGGGGCAGAGGUGGUGGGCGAGGAAGAGGUUGGGGCUAUCGUGGUACUGGUUAUGAAAGAGGUAGAGGUGGAGGGGGCAGGGGCUAUAGCCGUGGCCGUGGAAGGAUGGGUGGUGGUCGCUCAAGGGGUGGUGGCUACUAAAGCAUAAUCAAGGACUGAAGUUCGUUUUUUUUUUUCCCUGUAGCUAAAUGCUUGCUUUGGGCCAGUGGGGAAAUUAUGGCAGUACCGUUUCUAAUAGCGUGAGAUGUGGCUUAAAAUCCUCCAGCAUUAUUAAGCAGUGGUGUUGUGUUUCUUUCUGCAUUAUAUGGAUGUGGGCAGGGUUUUUUUAUUGGUGUUUAUGCAUUUAGCCUAGGGCAAGUGGAUGGGUUAUGAUUGUGCUGUAAUUCAAGUUACCCUCAUAUGGCUGCCGAUAACCUAUCAUGUUUAUAUAUAUAUUUCUUUAUUCCUCCCUCGGAAGCCUCUCUUGCCU
Durio zibethinus is the source of this 1468-nucleotide messenger RNA. RefSeq lists its product as uncharacterized. The record is from RefSeq and is a predicted model, not a curated record. Gene Ontology annotation, molecular function: RNA binding. NCBI's taxonomy places the organism in Eukaryota, Viridiplantae, Streptophyta, Magnoliopsida, Malvales, Malvaceae.